AUGGGGAUCCGAGUGUACCUUCGGGAGAGGAAGCUCAUCCAGACAUGUCCCCUCUCUGCUAUUGCCAAUACUCGUCUUGGUAUCGAUGCGACAUACUAUCUCUCACACCUGCUCUCCGAUGCCGACUCUAGAGAACCUCUCGUCGCCGCUACCGGUGGUCUACCUCUCGGUAUAAUCGCAAAGAUAGAAACCGACCUGCGUGCUUUAGAACGUUUGAACAUAAAGCCGGUCUUUGUCUUUUCAGGUCUUCCACUCGCUUCUCGACCUCCGCAGAAAGGACCCGACCCUCAGGCAGAGCGUGAAACGCAGGUGAAGAACGAAGCGUGGUCUUACUAUGAGAACGGUCAGGUGGAGAGAGCUAUCAUGCAGCUCACAGCGAUUAGGAAUGGGUCAUGGACGGAUCAUAAGGAUUUGUUGAGGUUGAUCAUCAGGUUGUUCAGACAUCGUUUCGUGGAAUUUGUCAUUGCUCCUUAUAUCGAAUUUGCUCAGCUUGCCUACCUCUUACAACAUCCCAAAGGUUAUAUCCAUGCCGUCUAUUCUUCCACCGAAUGCUUGAUGUGGCCCGUCGAACGAGUCAUCACUUCUACCGAUUGGACUCACAACUUCCAAUUCGUCGAGAAGACCAGACUACUCGUGGAUCUCAACCUCACCAGCGAACAAUUCCUCGAUAUGGGUAUUCUCGCUGGAUCAUCCCUCUCCCGUACCUUCCCUCCCAUCGCCAACGACUUUGCAGUAAAGACCGUCAUAGAUCUUAUGCGUCAUCAUAAAUCUGGUAUUCUCGUUUGCCAAAAUUGGCGAGAAUCUCAAUUCAAGACGCAGAAUUACAUUGAUGCAUUUUGGAAAGCUCGUCUUGCCGUCAAAUGCUCUCUUGUCCUUACCACCGAAGGAUCCUGUGUCCCAUUACCUACAGUGGUCGCACCGCUUGGUCAACCUUUUACACUCUCCGAUAUACCCGGUGACCUCGACGAGAUCUUCUCCCCUAGGAUCCCUGAUGAACUCUACUUCUACAUCUGCAAGGGUUUGAUCAGCUCUCAAGUGGUGGGAUGGAUAACCAGCGGGAUUAUACACGAAAACCAACCUUUAGCCGAUACUACCGAUUACCACAGGUUCAUUAAAGAUGUCAUCACCGAAGGACCCACAUCCCCUCGUUGCACCACUAUCGCCUUACUCCUCAACGUCUUACAUCCCGACUGGUCAAAACGUCGGAUCAGCGCUCAUUAUUUCUUUGACCCUCCUUUCGCUGGUCCUCAAGGUACCAACAUUCCAUACAACGACGCCACUACCCAGUCCCUUGUCGAGAAGCUAUCGGGAUGGCAUGUACCCAUGCCUACCAUUGAGUCGGAGCUGCGACGACAGAACUCUUCUACUAUCGAUCUGAAGCUCUGUAUAGGUGCUUUAGUCACCGAGGAAUUAGCGGCUCAUACUCGAAAAGACAAAGGAAGCAAGGCACUUGACAAGAAGGAUGAGCUAGUCGCCAAUGUUCUCUGGCGUCUUAUGGAAUUGAGAGGCUUUAUCAAUGCCAAUCACACACAAACUUUAAUCGGUAAAGCGUUGUACGCUGCUAAUGCGGUGUCCCGUGUGAAUGAUCGAUUCCAAGAACCACUGUAUCUCUUGCUAGAGUUACUACGAGCUGGAGUUGUCCAUGGAUCAAAGUGGGGUGGUGAAAAUUCGGAAACUUUAUCGGGUGGACCAAGUUUCGGAACGGACGAGGAGCAGAAGAGUAUAUUGCUUAUCAUGCGAUGUAUCUCCAUUCUGCCUCUGAUGUCAAGACCCCAACAAUGGGUUGGUCCUUUAUCUCGAGAGUUACUAGUCUUCAACUCUUUCGUCAGAGCAUUAUCGAAAUCCCUUAGACAUCUCUGCGAAGCCGUCUCCGUCCAUAUAUUACUUGCAGGAAGCGCUAGGCGGAACAGAGAAGAUUACCAGGAUUUCAUGCUUAGUCUGCCAUUCCAAAGCGAAGUCAAUACGGGUUUCGGUAUUUUGACCAAAACCUAUCUUGAUGCCACCACCUAUCACUUCGAGGAUACUAUCACCGAGGCUGAUGCCAAUUCUGACCGAGCCAUCCAAGCUAAGAAGGAUGCUUUGUCGUUCGUUGAGCAAUCCUUCUCCAGUGUGAAAUCACCUUUACAGGAAGUUGAAAGGGGUUUCAGAUUUUGGGAUUCAAUCAUGGCAGCGAUACGAUCACUCGAUAAAGAACAAGGACCCAACCCUUCAUUGGCUCAGAGAGUGGUAGGCAAAGAUGUGAUAGAACAGUUUGAAAAUGCGGACAAGUGGUUGAAACCUAUGAGACCGUAA
Molecule: messenger RNA, 2292 nt
Organism: Kwoniella botswanensis
Lineage: Eukaryota; Fungi; Basidiomycota; Tremellomycetes; Tremellales; Cryptococcaceae
Exons: 7
Coding region: 1-2292 (763 amino acids)
Cellular component (GO): nucleus
Molecular function (GO): nuclease activity; mRNA 3'-UTR binding
Source: RefSeq, a predicted model, not a curated record